UAUAAUCUUUGAUUAUGAUUAAGUACAUCAAGGGAGACCUAUUCAGUCACACUCCAAUUGACAAGUCCGUAUCGAUUUUGGCCCACGCAUGCAAUUGUCGUGGUAGCUGGGGUGCUGGGGUUGCAAGAGUGUUCCAAAGCAAGUUCCCAUCUGCUUAUGAAAAAUACGUUGACCAUUGUUCCCAGCACUCGUCUGAUCCGUCCAAGCUUCUAGGAACAUCCUACUUAAUUCCCACAUCGUCUUCGGACCCUGGAAAUAGAAAUGGCCAUCAAUUCUACGUUGCUUGCUUAUUCACCAGUGAUUUUGCCGGUAGAAAGAAGCUAACCCCUAAAGACAUUGUUGCAAACACCAAUCUCUCAAUGCAACAUCUAUUGUCACAGGUGGAAGAAUUACAAACCCACGGUACCAAGUUUGAGAGCAACGACUCGUCAGACCUAAUAGUGGUCAAUAUGCCCAAAAUCAACGCUGGCUUGUUCAAUGUGCCUUGGGAAGACACCGAGCAGGAGUUGCAGCAGUUCGACGUGGACAUCAACGUCUAUGUCAUUGACUAAAGCACCGUCCAUGCCAUCGGGCAAAGCACCGUCCCCAUGGGUCAUAAUGAUGCCCUUUCUUUGUAUGCUCGACAAAAUAAACCAAAAAAAAAAAAAAAUUUAAGCCUAUAAGAAUUCAUAUAUAAGUAAUAGUCUUCUUUCUCUACGAAUGACAUAAAAUGAAUAUAUA
Molecule: messenger RNA, 720 nt
Organism: Hyphopichia burtonii NRRL Y-1933
Lineage: Eukaryota; Fungi; Ascomycota; Pichiomycetes; Serinales; Debaryomycetaceae
Product: ADP-ribose 1''-phosphate phosphatase
Exons: 1
Coding region: 15-551 (178 amino acids)
Biological process (GO): peptidyl-glutamate ADP-deribosylation
Source: RefSeq, a predicted model, not a curated record